UGGCCGCUUAUUACUUGUUCAGAAUGUUAGAUAUUUGAUAAUUUUUCGAUUUUUUCACCAAUACAAAUAGUUAACAUUGCACAGUGCACCUUUCUUUUCAAUCGUCAAAGUGUUAUUUAUUAGUUUUCUAACCAGUUUAAGACUUAUAAGGUAUACUUUGUUUUCGAAACAUCUAGAAGUUUUGGUAUGUUCUUUGACAAGCGACCAUAUUCAGCUGAUUUCUUUUUGCUUGUGCAAAUAAACUUAACAAACCCUGUGUAAACAUGUAACAAAGUGUGUUGUUGAAUGAUUUGCAACCGAUACCAGUUUGAUUAGAAAAAGAAAACGAACCAUGGGGGCUAAAUUGGGUACAGCAAAUGGAGGCUCUCAGAGCCCUAGAACUAGAGCUUUCUCAACCAGCAGCAGUACUGAAGUGGUAACUCCGCCAGGGUUUAGAUUUAUGAGAUCUUUAGUGAUGGAAAAUGACAGACAAAGAGCCCGAUCACUGUCAAGCGUUCCAGACCUACAUGGAACUUCAGGUACUGAUUCACAUCACACGGAGAAUGGGGGAACUAAUUUAGGAGAAGGAUCAAUGGCAGGGAGUCCUGGGGCUGAUACGGAUAGCAGUGCCGGUGAAGAAGGGGCACAGGGAGGCUUCAUAGGUCAUGCUGCGGCAGCUGCAUUGACUAGGGUAUAUGCCACCCAUUCCCUACCAGGCCAUAUAUGGAGCCUUAACGGAAUAAAAUGUCCGGUAUGCAGCAAAUUUGUCGUUCCAGAUGAUAUCGAAUGUCACCUUGUCAUGUGCCUCACCAAACCACGCCUUUCCUACAACGAAGACGUUUUGACAGAUGAUAAGGGCGAGUGCGUCAUCUGUCUGGAAGAGCUUAACCAAGGUGACGUCAUAGCCAGGUUGCCGUGUCUCUGUAUAUAUCAUAAAACAUGUAUAGAUCAAUGGUUCGAAGUGAACAGGUCGUGUCCCGAACAUCCAGGCGACUAGCAAUAAACCUGGCCGCUGUCCAGUUUGAUAUUCAUUUCUAAUUGUUCGUUUAAUUUCUGAAGUUUUUGUACAUACUGUGUAUAUUAGUAGAUAAUAUGGACUAAUAACCUAAAUGGAAUAGACUGAACAUGUAUAUUAUGCGAGAGGGAGAGACGACAUUUUUUCUAAAAACAAACCCAGCUGCCCUUACCUCGAAGAAGAAGGUGCGACAGCUUGGAAAUCCGUGUUGUAUUAGAUACAGUACAGCAUAUCAGUGAAAAAUACGGACUCUUUGAUGCGAUCAUUAAUCUACUGGGUGUUCCUUAGCUUUUUUACCAGUGUUUUUUCGGAGAGGAUGGAUUUUAAGGCAGCAAAUGCGCGGUGGAAGUUUUAUUGUAGUUUCUAAGGCUGAACGCACACAGAAAUACCAAAACUGUCUUGGUCAAAUACUUUUUUGUCUCGGGGUAUAAAACAAACUCGAGAACAUACUGCUGGCGGUAUGGACAAAGAAAACAGGCGGUUUUACUACAUUUAUUAAAAUGAAUACCAUGAGCCAUGACCAAUUUUUCAAGUACGGCGGUUGUUGCUGAUUAUAUAAAUACCGGCGGUAUAAUUUUA
Messenger RNA from Sitophilus oryzae (rice weevil), 1573 nucleotides. Its product is annotated as E3 ubiquitin-protein ligase ZNRF1. NCBI's taxonomy places the organism in Eukaryota, Metazoa, Arthropoda, Insecta, Coleoptera, Curculionidae. The transcript is spliced from 5 exons. Bases 332 to 976 code for a protein of 214 amino acids. The record is from RefSeq and is a predicted model, not a curated record.